Triplophysa dalaica is the source of this 5866-nucleotide messenger RNA. It is a transcript of the gene cacna1sa, whose product is annotated as calcium channel, voltage-dependent, L type, alpha 1S subunit, a. Gene Ontology annotation, molecular function: calcium ion binding; voltage-gated calcium channel activity. The transcript is spliced from 42 exons. Gene Ontology annotation, biological process: calcium ion transmembrane transport. The record is from RefSeq and is a predicted model, not a curated record. Lineage: Eukaryota; Metazoa; Chordata; Actinopteri; Cypriniformes; Nemacheilidae. The coding region runs from base 1 to 5349 and encodes 1782 amino acids. Gene Ontology annotation, cellular component: membrane; voltage-gated calcium channel complex.
AUGGAGGGAGGCGGUGAUGCAACCAUGACCUCCUUCAUCAUGGAUGAGGAGACUCUCAAGAGAAAACAGAGAGAGAAACUGAAGAAGCUCCAGGCCACCGGCGGUAACCCGCGACCUGCUCGAUCCCUCCUCUUCCUCACGCUGAAGAACCCUUUCCGCAAGGCCUGUAUAAGCAUUGUUGAGUGGAAACCGUUUGAAAUCAUCAUCCUCCUCACCAUCUUUGCCAACUGUGUAGCUCUGGCUGUUUUCCUGCCGAUGCCUGAAGAAGAUACAAACAACACCAACAGUAACCUGGAGAGUCUGGAGUACAUUUUCCUCAUCAUAUUCACUACGGAAUGUUUCCUGAAGAUCGUGGCGUACGGACUUCUCUUUCACGCCGAUGCAUAUUUACGGAACUGCUGGAAUAUAUUGGACUUUGUCAUUGUGACGAUGGGGUUGUUCACUAUCGUGGUGGACUUCAUCAAUAACAUCAGCGGUGUGGAGGCUCCGGUGGAACAGAAGGGAGGGUUCGAUAUGAAGGCUCUCAGAGCGUUUCGAGUCCUUCGGCCCCUGCGGCUCGUCUCCGGGGUCCCCAGCCUACAGGUGGUGAUGAGCUCCAUUCUCAAGUCCAUGUUGCCACUGUUUCACAUCUCCCUGCUGGUGUUCUUCAUGGUCACCAUCUACGCCAUCAUCGGCCUGGAGCUGUUUAAAUGCAAAAUGCACAAAACGUGUUAUCACGCUGGCACAGAUAUCAUAGCGACGGUAGAGAACGAGAAGGCGUCUCCAUGUGCUCAGGCCGGUAACGGACGGCGCUGUACUCUGAACGGAACCGAGUGUCUUGGGGGGUGGCCCGGGCCCAAUAACGGCAUCACACACUUUGAUAAUCUGGGUUUCUCUAUGCUCACCGUGUAUCAGUGCAUCACCACACAGGGCUGGACGGAUGUUCUGUAUUGGGUGAACGAUGCAAUCGGAAUGGAGUGGCCCUGGCUGUAUUUCGUCACAUUGAUUCUGUUGGGCUCGUUCUUCAUCCUCAAUCUGGUUCUGGGGGUUCUCUGUGGCGAGUUCACUAAAGAGCGAGAGAAGAGUUCUCGGAGCGGAGAGUAUCAGAAGUUACGGGAGACACAACAGUUGGAUGAGGAUCUGAAGGGAUAUAUGGAGUGGAUCACGCAGGCAGAGGUCAUGGACAACGACCAGGAGGGCCAAGGUCUCCUUCCACUGGACGGAGCGGAAACAGAAAGCCUUUAUGAGUUGGAUGUACUGAACAAACUCAUGUAUUACGUUCGACAUGCUCGCCGCUGGAACCGUUUUUUCAGGAGAAAGUGUCGCGUUUGGGUGAAGUCCAGGCUCUUCUAUUGGCUGGUGAUAUUUCUGGUGUUCUUCAACACGUUGGCCAUCGCCACCGAACACCAUCAGCAGUCACAAUCCCUCACUAACUUCCAAGACAACACGAAUAAAGUGCUGCUGUCUCUGUUCGCGGUGGAGAUGUUUCUGAAGAUGUACGCCAUGGGACUUCCAUCUUACUUCAUUUCUCUGUUUAACCGUUUCGACUGCUUUGUGGUGUCCGUGGGAGUCCUGGAGCUCAUUCUGGUACGCAUGGACAUCAUGUCCAUCAUGGGGAUCUCCAUACUGCGCUGCAUUCGACUGCUCCGUCUCAUCAAAGUCACCAGGCACUGGACGACCCUCAGUAAUCUGGUGGCAUCGCUCUUAAACUCAGUGCGUUCUAUCGCCUCUCUCCUCCUUCUCCUCUUCCUCUUCAUCGUCAUCUUCGCUCUUCUCGGCAUGCAGGUGUUCGGCGGAAAGUUCAAUUUUCCCGACGACGAAGUGCGACGCAGCAACUUCGACGAUUUCCCUCAAGCGCUCAUUACAGUUUUCCAGAUCCUGACAGGUGAGGACUGGAACUCUGUCAUGUAUGACGGAAUCAUGGCUCAUGGAGGUCCGGCCGUGCCUGGAAUACUAGUCAGCAUUUACUUCAUCAUCCUGUUCAUCUGUGGAAACUAUAUCCUAUUGAACGUGUUCUUGGCGGUUGCGGUGGAUAAUCUGGCGGAGGCCGAGAGCUUGACCUCCGCACAGAAAGAGAAGGCAGAAGAGAAGAGACGUAAAAAACUUCUAAGGGAAAAUCUUUCUGACAAGGGUGAGGAGGAGAAAGCUCUGCUGGCAAAGAAACUGGCUGAGCAGAGAGCCAAGAUAGAAGGAAUUCCCACUACAGCUAAACUCAGAGUGGACGAAUUCGAAUCCAACGUGAACGAGAUUAAAGAUCCGUUUCCACCGGCUGAUUUUCCAGGCGACGAUGAAGAGGAGGAGCCAGAGAUUCCCACCAGCCCUCGGCCUCGUCCAAUGGCAGACCUGCAGCUGAAGGAGACGGUCGUGCCCAUGCCCGAGGCCAGUUCCUUCUUUAUCUUCGGCCCGCAGAAUAAGGUCCGCAAGCUCUGUCAUCGCAUCAUCAACGCCACGACCUUCACCAACAUCAUCCUCCUCUUCAUUCUGCUCAGCAGCAUCUCAUUGGCUGCUGAGGACCCCAUCGACCCCAUGUCCUUCAGGAACCAGGUUCUGGCCUACGCUGAUAUUGUCUUCACUUCUGUGUUCACGGCAGAGAUCGUGCUGAAGAUGACCACAUACGGCGCCUUCUUACACGAGGGCUCCUUCUGCAGAAACUCCUUCAACAUCUUAGACCUGAUCGUUGUUGGCGUUUCCCUGCUGUCCAUGGGAAUGGAGUCGAGUGCCAUCUCAGUAGUUAAGAUCCUCAGGGUCCUGAGAGUACUGAGACCUUUAAGAGCCAUAAACAGAGCUAAAGGUCUUAAGCAUGUUGUAGCAUGUGUGUUUGUGGCCAUCAAGACCAUCGGCAACAUCGUCUUAGUCACAAUGCUCCUGGAUUUCAUGUUCGCCUGCAUUGGAGUUCAGCUUUUCAAGGGGAAAUUUUUCGCUUGCACAGAUCCGCUGAAAAUGACAGAGGCAGAAUGCAAAGGAACGUUCAUAAAACAUCAGGAGAACGCUCUUCACGACAUGGUGCUCAGCACGCGCGAGUGGAUCAACAGCGACUUGAACUUUGAUAACAUUCUGAACGGCAUGCUGGCGCUCUUCACCGUCUCAACAUUCGAAGGCUGGCCAAAGUUGUUGUAUAAAGCCAUCGACUCGAACCUUGAGGACGUCGGCCCCGUUUACAACAACCGCAUUGAGAUUUCCAUCUUCUUCAUCGUCUACCUCAUCCUCAUCGCCUUCUUCAUGAUGAACAUCUUUGUGGGUUUUGUUAUCGUCACGUUUCAGGAGCAGGGAGAGCAGGAGUUUAAAAACUGUGAGCUGGAUAAAAACCAGCGCCAGUGCGUCCAGUACGCCCUGAAGGCUCGACCUUUGAGAUGCUACAUCCCGAAGAACCCGUAUCAGUACCAGGUGUGGUACAUCGUGACGUCUUGUUACUUUGAGUACCUGAUGUUUCUCCUCAUCAUGCUCAACACCAUGUGUCUGGGGAUGCAGCACUGUAAUCAAUCGGAUCACAUCACUCAUUUAUCCGACAUGCUGAACGUCAUCUUCACUGUCCUGUUCACAGUGGAGAUGAUCCUCAAAGUUGGUGCCUUCAAAGCAAAGGGUUAUUUCGGCGACCCCUGGAACGUCUUUGAUUUCGUAAUCGUGGUCGGCAGCAUCGUUGACGUCAUACUAAGUGAAAUUGAUGCGGCUCUCGCGGCUCAGGGUGGAUUGUACUGUCUCACUGGAUGUUCUGAAGUGAACCCCAUGCAGGUCAUAGCCGACUCUGAGAACAUGAGCGUGUCCAUCACGUUGUUCCGACUCUUCCGCGUCAUGCGUCUGGUGAAGCUGCUGAAUCGCUUCGAGGGGAUUCGAAAUCUGCUGUGGACCUUCAUCAAAUCAUUUCAGGCUUUGCCGUACGUGGCGCUCCUCAUCGUCAUGUUGUUCUUCAUCUACGCCGUCAUUGGCAUGCAGGUGUUUGGAAAAAUCGCGCUAAUAGACGGAUCCAUGAUCAAUCGCAACAGCAACUUCCAGACAUUUCCUCAGGCCGUGCUGCUGUUGUUCAGGAGUGCCACAGGUGAAGAGUGGCAGGAAGUUAUGUUGGGCUGUCUGUACGGUCAGCGAUGCGACCCCAAGUCUGAUUACCUGCCUGGAGAGGAGUACACCUGCGGCUCUGGAUUUGCCGUUUUGUACUUCAUGAGUUUUUACAUGCUGUGUGCGUUCCUGAUCAUCAACCUGUUUGUGGCUGUGAUCAUGGACAACUUUGAUUAUCUGACCCGUGAUUGGUCGAUUCUGGGGCCGCAUCAUUUGGACGAGUUUAAGAAGAUCUGGGCUGAAUACGACCCAGAGGCCACGGGGCGCAUUAAACAUCUAGAUGUUGUGACGUUGCUGAGGAGAAUCCAGCCGCCUCUUGGGUUCGGAAAGUUCUGCCCUCAUCGUGUCGCUUGCAAGAGACUCAUUUCCAUGAACAUGCCGCUCAACAGCGACGGAACAGUUACGUUUAACGCCACUCUAUUCUCUCUGGUGCGCACGGCGCUGAAAAUUAAAACCGAAGGUAACUUUGAGCAGGCCAAUGAGGAGCUGCGAGCGAUUAUUAAGAAGAUAUGGAAGCGCACCAGUAUGAAGCUGCUGGAUCAGGUCAUUCCACCGAUCGGAGAUGAUGAGGUCACGGUGGGAAAGUUUUACGCCACUUUCCUGAUCCAGGACCAUUUCAGGAAGUUCAUGAAGCGACAGGAGGAAUAUUACGGAUACCGGCCGAAUAAGAAGAACAAAAACACAACGGAGAUACAGGCGGGUCUCAGGAGCAUUGAGGAAGAAGCCGCUACUGAACUGCAGCGGGCGAUCUCUGGAGAUCUUCUCAAUGACGAGGACAUGGACAGAGCCAUGGAUGAAGCCACGGAGGAGGGCAUCUACAGGAGAGCGGGUGGCCUGUUUGGUAACCAUGUGAAUCCAUUCUCUAUGGAGAGAGGAACACCCAUGCCCACCCAGGUGACCAGCCAGCGCCCCCUACAGAUCGCAGACAGCAGAGCAGAGCAGACCGAAGCCUCGCCCGGCUCACCCUCAUACCUGACACACACUAACUUUAACAACAACAACACAAACGAUAAUAGGAGCAGACGGAGCUGUGAACGUCACUUCCCAUCAUGCAUCAGUGCAUCGACCCAGUUUGGUCCUGUCAGUGCAGCUGACUUCCUCAUUCUAGAGACUCUGUCUGCUGGAGGUUUGAAGAGUCUGGCCAGCGACAGCCAGUUUGUGACCACAACAAAAGCAGAGAUGGCCGAAGCCCUGCGCAUGGACCUCGACGUGUUCGAGAGAAACUCCGCAUCCAUUCUUAAUGAACGUAAAGGACAGCCUGUGUUCAGAGAGAGAAACACAACAACAUCUCCACUAGACGUGACACGCUGCCAAGUGUAAUGAGGACUUUGGUUGAACCAGAGAGACGCCAUUCGGUGAUUUGGAGUUUUGUGAAGCCAGUACUGCCAAAGUGUGUAAAGUUAUCGUUGAUAAUCAUUUUUUUUCAUACCAUGGUCUGUUAAAAUACUUGAUUCUGAUUGGCUGAAAGGUGUGCAUCAAACGCGUUUAAUGCACUUGUAAUUCAACUCAAGUUUGAUUACAUCUGCAAUUAACUGACAAAAAUGACCUGUCUGGUCAAAAAUUACAAUUUAAACAUCAAUUACAGCUUUAACUUGGCAAAUGACCAUGAUAAACCACAGCUUGACGUGCAUUACAGUAUUUUAAUGCGCUUUUGCUCUUCUUAAAACGCUUUAAUUCAGGAUUUAUCUGUGGUUUAUAACUUACUUAUUAAUGGAAACAUGCACAAAAUUGAUAAAAGUAAAGUUUGACCCCCAAAAAUGAUGCGAUGAAUGGACGUUAUUUUUAACAGUCCUCUAACAAUUCCAAUAAUAUCAUGUAUUUAAUGCAUUUCCUUAUG